AUCAAACUCUACCUCAUGCUGGAGCCUCUUUUGCUGCUGGACUUUCUUCGUGCUGCAGACGGCAGCUACGACUACGACCAAGCCUACGCGCUGCUGCUCCAGGAGCGGCAGCAGCAGCAGCAGAAGCAGCAGAAGCAGCAGCAGCAGCCGAAACAGGACAGUUCUGCUGCUCCAUCUUGCGAUGGUCCAGCACAGGCGACAGUAGAUGCGGCGCCCGCAGCAGCAGCAGCAGCAGCAGCAGUUCCUGCUGCUGCUGCUGCACCAUCGGGGGCAGAAGCAAACGCCGAACCAGCAGCAGCAGCAGACAAGACAUCAGUAGCCGAAACCGGAGCAGUAGCCGGAGCAGCAGCAGCAGCAGCAACAGCUGAGGAAGCAGCAGCAACAGAAGCAGACGCAGCCGGUGAGAAGCCGGCAACAGCAGAAGCAGCAGCAGCAGACGAGCCAGAAAAAGUGACCGAAGCAUCAGCAGCAGCAGCCGUGGUAGCAGCAGCGUGCGAAGCAGCAGCAGCUUCAGGCGACUCAACAGCAGCAGGCGAAGCAGCAUCGACAGGAGCAGCAGCAGCAGACGCCGCAGCAGCAGACGCAGCAGCAGCAGACGCAACAGCAGCGGACGCAGCAGCAGCAGACGCCGCAGCGGCAGACGCAGCAGCAGCGGACGCAGCAGCAGCAGGCGCUCCCGAAGACAUGCUGCAGAGUUUGCGAACAUGCUUCUCUUCAUUGAAGCCUGAAGUCCCUCGUGCUGCUGCUUUCCUGCUGCAGCGGCUGGGCAGAGUAGAAGAAGCUGUGCUGCUGCUGCUGCUGCGCUGCAGCGACGUGGAAGCAGCAGUACAGGUGGCAGAGGAGGCGCAGGCAGCAGCAGCAGCAGCAGCAGCAGCACGCCCCCUUCAGCAGCAACUGGCUCUGCAGCCACACGAGAGCUGGGACCAGGAGCUACAACAGCAGCAGCAGCAGCAGCAGCAGCAGCAAAUUGAGGACCCCAGCGGGGGCUUGUGGACUCUUAUUGUGGCUGUCUGCAGCAAACGCAGCUGCCUUCUUGUUGAUUUGCUGCAGGCCCUAGACAAGGCCCCUUUGCUGCAGCAGCGCGGCGGCGGAAGCUUUGCUGCAAAUCUAGCAGCAGCAGCAACAGCACCAGCAGGUGACAAGCCGUCAGCUUUCCGUGUGCGAAGCAGCAGCAGCGGCAGCAGCACCAGCAGCAGCAGCGGCAGCACCAGCAGCGGCAGAGGGCUCACAAG
Eimeria tenella is the source of this 1232-nucleotide messenger RNA. RefSeq lists its product as uncharacterized. Lineage: Eukaryota; Apicomplexa; Conoidasida; Eucoccidiorida; Eimeriidae. The transcript has a single exon. The annotation marks the transcript as partial. The record is from RefSeq and is a predicted model, not a curated record.